This is a messenger RNA of Aureococcus anophagefferens, 708 nucleotides long. RefSeq lists its product as hypothetical. The transcript has 3 exons. The record is from RefSeq and is a predicted model, not a curated record. Lineage: Eukaryota; Pelagophyceae; Pelagomonadales; Pelagomonadaceae. Gene Ontology annotation, molecular function: oxidoreductase activity, acting on the CH-OH group of donors, NAD or NADP as acceptor. The annotation marks the transcript as partial.
GUGUGCAUCGUCACGGGCGGGUCCACGGGCAUCGGCGCCGCGUGCUGCGCGACGCUCGCGGCGGCCGGCGCCGUCGUCUACAGCGUCGACGUCGCGGCGCCGCCGGCCGCCGCGCCCGGCGUGACGCACCUCGCCUGCGACGUGAGCGACGUGCGCGCCCUGCGCAAGGCCAUCGGCGCCGUGGCCAAGGCCCACGGCCGCGUCGACGUCUUGGUGUCGAACGCGGGCGUCUGGCACGGCGGCGACUUCGAGGCCGUCGACGAGCGGGCCUUCGACCGCGUCGUCGGCGUCAAUCUAAAGGGCACGUUCUUCGCCGUCCAGGCCGCCGUGCCCCACAUGCGGGACCGCGGCGGCGCGGUCGUGAUCAUCGGCAGCGACCAGUCGCUCGUCGGCAAGCCCGAGCAGCACCUCUACGGCUGCACCAAGGGCGCCAUCGCCCAGCUGUCCAAGUCCCUCGCGGCGCACUACGCGCCGGCGGGCAUCCGCGUCAACUGCGUCUGCCCGGGGACCAUCGACACGCCCCUCAUGCACGGCGCGGUCGCCGACUUCGUCGAGAAGAAGGGCGCCAACGCCGAGGAGCUCUACGCCUGGCUCGAGACGGCCCAGCCGCUCCCGCGCCUCGGCACGCCCGCGGAGGUCGCCGCCCUCGUCGCCUGCGUCGCGAAGAUCCCCUUCUGCGUCGGCUCCGUCAUCUCCGUCGACGGCGGC